This is a messenger RNA of Ruditapes philippinarum (Manila clam), 2067 nucleotides long. RefSeq names its product heat shock 70 kDa protein 12A-like. The record is from RefSeq and is a predicted model, not a curated record. The coding region runs from base 1 to 2067 and encodes 688 amino acids. NCBI's taxonomy places the organism in Eukaryota, Metazoa, Mollusca, Bivalvia, Venerida, Veneridae. Gene Ontology annotation, molecular function: ATP-dependent protein folding chaperone; ATP binding. The transcript has a single exon.
AUGGGAGCAACCAUACAACCUACAGUUAGACAAGAAACUGAACAGAGUAAUGAAAGCAGAAAGAAGAAAUCUCAGGAUUCUCUACAUGAGGAUAAAGUGGACAAGCCUCUUGUUGUACAACCAACAGCAAGACGAAAAACUAAACUUGUUGUACAACCAACAGCAAGACGAAAAACUAAACUUGUUGUACAACCAACAGCAAAACGAAAAACUAAACUUGUUGUACAACCAACAGCAAGACAACAACCUGGACAGAGUAAUGAAAGCAGAAAAAAGAAAUCUCAGGAUUUUCAGCUAGAGGAUAAAGUGAACAAGACUCUUGUCAAACAACCAACAGUUAGAAAAGUUGAACAAAAUGAACAAAGUAAUAAAAGCAGAAACAAGCCUCUUGUUGUAGUAGCCAUAGAUUUCGGAACAGUCCAUUCCGGGUUUGCAUAUUCCUUUAAGGGAAAUGAAGACAACAUAAAGUCAGCAGAACAUGGAGGAAUGCUGCAGGAAGAUAGAGUACCUACAAUAUUGUUAUUAAAACCAGACAAAACAUUCAAUUCAUUUGGAUACAAUGCACAGACUGAUUUUCAUGAGCUUUCUGAAUGUGACAGAUCAACAUUUUACUACUUUGAAAACUUUAAAAUGAAAAUAUAUCAAGAAAGUAAAAUUGAAAGAGAAAUGGUAGUAAAAGAUAUUUCUGGUAAACCACUUGAAGCUAUGACAGUGUUUUCAAUAGCAAUAAAACAUCUUAAACAUGAAGCAUCAAAGAUAGUUUUAGAUUCAAUACUUGGACUGAAAGAAACUGACAUUCAAUGGAUGAUAACAAUUCCAGCAAUUUCAUCUGACUCUGCACGUCAGUUCAUGAGAGAAGCUUCGACAAAAGCAGGAAUCCCAGAGACACAUCUUCGACUUGUUCUUGAGCCUGAAGCAGCAGCUUUAUACAGUACACCACGAAUAAUGACAGAAGCAAUACCAUGCGGGUUUAUGUACAUACUUGCUGAUUUAGGUGGAGGGACAACAGACAUAUGUGCUCAUAAAAUAAUAGAUGGUGGCAAAAUACAAGAAAUAUUCCGAACAACAGGAGAAACCUCUGGUGGCAGUGAUGUUGAUGAUUGUUUUAUUAACAUGAUGAAAACUUUAAUAGGAGAAAAGGUUUGGAGUGAAUUCUCAACUACCCACCCAUCAGCUUGUGUAAGCCUUGUUAAUGAGUUUAGAUUGAAGAAAAAAGAGUUAAAAUCACAAACAAAUAAUAUACAAUUGAGAAUGGAAAAUGCUCUGGUGCAUGUCAUAGGAGGGAAAAAAAUGAACUUGAAUGAUAUAGUUAAAAAGUCAAAAUAUGUCAGAAAACUUGAGUAUAAUUCUAUGGACGCUAGACUUACAAUCAACAGAGAGAUGCUGGAAGACUUAUUCAAGCCAUCAGUUGAUAAAAUCAUUAGCAAAUUGGUUGAUGUACUAAAACAAUGUGAUGAAAAUGAAAUGAGAACAAUCAUUUUAGUUGGAGGAUAUAGUGAAUCUCCUUAUGUAAGGGAGAGAAUUCAGUCAACAUUCAGUAAAAUGAGAGUUAUCCUUGUAGAUGAUGCUAGACUGGCUGUGUUAAAUGGGGCAGUGAUGAUGGGCUGGAAACCGAAAAACAUCAUACAACGUAGGUCCAGGUACACUUAUGGAUUUGCAGUUUAUAAACCAUUCAGAAAGGGAAUAGAUCCAGAACAACUUAGGAUUUAUUAUGAUGGGGACAUUUAUUGUGACAUGAUAUUUCAGAAGAUGAUAGAAAAAGGUCAGAUAGUGGAGUAUGGACAGACAUUUAUAUCUGAACAGUAUGAAACAGCCACUACAGUAGAAGAAAAAUAUAAAGUGAGAUAUGUAGAUCUAUAUAGAUCUACCCAAAAAGAUCCUCAAUACUGUAUAGAGGAGGAAGACUGUAGCUUAGUAGGAACAAUAAGAAUUUUACCACCAUCAGAUGGAUGGCCAGAUAUGUGGGAUCAUGAUCUACACCUUAUUGUUGGUGAAACUGAGUUCACUGUUAAGUAUUUUAAUCUUAAUACAGGACAGGAAUAUGAAGCACAAAUGGAUUUUCUGUAA